Molecule: messenger RNA, 1812 nt
Organism: Tetranychus urticae (two-spotted spider mite)
Lineage: Eukaryota; Metazoa; Arthropoda; Arachnida; Trombidiformes; Tetranychidae
Product: lysosomal phospholipase A and acyltransferase
Biological process (GO): lipid metabolic process
Source: RefSeq, a predicted model, not a curated record
GAAAUUCAAGGUUAUUGUUAACCUGACUGUCGAUGGUUUCGUAGUGCCGAGCUCAAUCAUUGUUUGCUAAGAAACAUAAAAAAACUUCAAUAGAAAGGUUUUCCUGAAAAGCAAAAGUUCGUAUCGACAUUAAACUGAAAUUAAAGCUGACUUGCAGUUGUCCAACUUCUGAACAUCAUCAUUUAUACGAUUCUCGAGUGGAUUGAAACAAAUUACCAAUAAUCACUCAACGAAAUGGUUUCUUUGGCCAAUCUUGGUGGAAUGAUUUUCCUCACACUUAUGACAAUAUUUUUAAACACGGGUACUGUUACUGGUCAAGCUGUACCGGCAAAAAUGUAUCCUAUUAUCCUGGUUCCCGGUUAUAUGGGCACCAAAUUGGAAGCGGUUUUGCAAGAAGCUACUGAUGCUCCAGUUUACUGUUUACGUAGGACUGGAACCUGGACUUUGUGGUUCAGUUUGAAAGAGUUAAUGCCUAUGGUUAGACAGUGUUGGUAUUAUGCUGCUCGUCUUCAUUACGAUCCUACCACUCGAAAAACAACCAAUUCUAAAGGAGUUACUGUUAUUGUUCCACAAUUUGGUGGUCUAGAGUCGGUUGAGUAUUUGUCUCCGUGGUUCGAAGGAAUUAUUCAGCAAACUAUUUAUUAUGCAAAUAUGGUUAGUCGCUUUCGGGACGUUGGCUUGACACCAGCGAUUCAAAUUCGUGGAGCACCAUACGAUUGGAGGAAAUCAAUGAAUGAAAUGGAUGAAUGGUUUUCCAAAUUCAAGACAUUGAUAGAAGAAACAUACUAUCGUAAUGGUAACAAAAGUGUAAUUUUGAUCGGUCACUCGAUGGGAGGAAGUGUUAUAUACGUUUUCCUUCGUCAACAAACUCAAGAAUGGAAAGAUAAAUACGUUCGAUUAAUGUGGACUUUGGCAACUCCGUUCGGUGGAAACUUUAAGUACAUGUAUGAUUACCUUUUUGAAGACGAUUAUCCCGGCUAUUUAUCAAGUAUCAUUCGUCGGGCUGAAAGAACCUUCCCAUCUUUAGCAUUUCUAAUACCUAAACCAGAAGCCUGGGGCUGUGAACCUUUCAUUACGUCUGCAAAUGGCACUUACACGCCAUGUAAUUAUGAAGACUUCUUCAGAGAUAUUGGACAACCAAGGGCAUAUGAAAUGUGGAAAGAUGUAGCUCACAUUCAAGGCUCCUUUGACCACCCUGGAGUUCCGAUUAAAUGUUGGGGUGGUGGGGGGCAGCCCACUUUGCGAUCUAUGAGUACCACGAGUAGCAAUUUAUACGAUAAUAUUAGACGAACGGUUGUCAAAGAACUGGACGGAGACACGUUUGUCAACUAUCAAGCUUUAAGAGUUUGUCUCAAAUGGAACGCUAAUACGAAUUAUCCUUUCCAAUUUCGCACAUUCAACAAAACUCACAUGCAAAUGAUAAGAGACUCCGAAGUUCUUGAUGAAAUAGUCAAGAGUUACCUUGAAUUGGCCUGAGCAAAAAAUUAUCCACUAUUAAGAGCCAGUAGAGAUGAAUCUCAUUUCUCACUUCAUUUCUAGUCAUAUUCACCAGCUUGAUUUUUAUAUUAAGCAUUGUUAAUUGUUAAAUAUAUUUUAAAAAGAUGUUAUUUGCUUUUGGUUUGUCUGCUUGGGAUUACAAAUUUUAAAUUUUUGAUAGAUUCAUAAAAUAAAUCUAUCAGACUAAUCAAGAGAUAUGCAUCAAUAUGCUGGUUAUACUGUAUUGUCUGGUGCAAAUUAAUUUACAAAGUAUAUCAUUGUUUUCAUUCUCAAUCUGCAUUUCGUCAAAACAAAUAAAAUUGACAAAAGAAUUAA